Capronia epimyces CBS 606.96 is the source of this 1566-nucleotide messenger RNA. RefSeq names its product cytochrome P450 oxidoreductase. Lineage: Eukaryota; Fungi; Ascomycota; Eurotiomycetes; Chaetothyriales; Herpotrichiellaceae. The transcript is spliced from 2 exons. The coding region runs from base 1 to 1566 and encodes 521 amino acids. The record is from RefSeq and is a predicted model, not a curated record. Gene Ontology annotation, molecular function: monooxygenase activity; heme binding; iron ion binding.
AUGGUUGACCACGCCUCUCAAUCGUCGAUGCUGCUCAGAUACGCUUUGUGGCUCGUUGGCCUCCUCUGCACAGCCCGGGUCCUGCUGUUUCUGUACAUGUCUCUCACCUCUCCGCUCCGCUCCGUACCGGGUCCAUUCUUUGCUCGCUUUGGAAGGGUCUAUUACUUCUGGAAAGUCAGCCGCGGCCAUUGGGAACAUGACAAUCUGGCGCUGCACCGAAAGUAUGGCCCCGUCGUCCGCGUGGCGUCUGAUAUGUACAGUAUCGACUCCCCUGAGAUCGUCAAGAAGGUCUACAGCGUUGGCUCCAAGUUCCCCAAGUCGGACUGGUACGAUGCAUGGAAGCAUCCAGAUCCCAGCCGCUGGUCGCUGUUUCCAGAGAGAGAUAUGAAGAGACAUGCUGAGACGAGGAAACGAUUCCAGGCAAUGUACUCCAUGUCAAGCCUGGUGAAUUACGAAGGAUAUGUCGACGAGUGUGCCGAGAUUUUCUGCAAAAGACUGGCUGGGUUCGCAGCCCAUGGAGAUACCAUUGACAUGGCACAUUGGCUUCAGUGUUACGCUUUUGAUGUCAUCGGCGAUAUUACUUACUCCCAACGAUUCGGCUUCCUGGACAAGGGUGAGGAUAUUGCUGGAUUGCUGAGGGCACUGCACGGAGUGUUAAAAUAUGGAACCCUAGCAGGCAUCUAUGCUCGUUGGCACCCUCUCAUCUUCCGCAUCUCAAAUCGUCUUGGCUUGGGCGGUGCCACAGGUCGAACGUAUCUGAUGAAGUUUGUAGGAGAGCGAAUCCGACAGAGGGAAAAAGAGACCAAGACCGGCAAAGAUGUGCAGAAAGCAGGGCAGAGAAACGAAAAAUCCCCCAUGGACUUCCUGGAAAAGCUUGUGGUGGCCAAUAAGGAGGAUCCCGAGAGAGUAACACCGUAUCACGUCUUCAUGAUGGGCUUGUCAAACAUUAUUGCAGGCUCUGAUACCACCGCCGUCAGCCUUUCAUCGAUCUUGUACAACCUCCUGAAGCAUCCGGCCAAGAUACGAAAGCUCCAACAGGAGAUCAAGGAAUUCGACGACCAAGGCCGGUGCAGCAACCCGAAUGUGUCGUUCAAGGAGAGUCAAGAGAUGCCAUAUUUGCAGGCUGUCAUGAAGGAGGCUCUCCGGGUGCACCCCGCGACUGGCUUGCCCUUGUGGAGAGUUGUACCUCGUGGAGGUGUCGAGCUCUGCGGUCAAUUUUUCCCCGAAGGCAGCAUUGUCGGGGUCAACACCUGGUGUGCUCAUUAUAACGAAGUCGUUUUCGGUCCAGAUGCCAAAGAGUUCCGGCCGGAAAGGUGGAUUGACAAUGAGGAACAAGGUGGCGAGAGGUUGAAGCGCAUGGAGGCGUACUACAUGCCAUUUGGGUUGGGGUCGAGGACAUGCAUCGGUCGCCAUAUUUCUUUCUUGGAGAUGUCCAAGUUGAUUCCCCAGAUCGUCAGAAGGUUCGACUUUGAACUCGAGCAUGCUGAAAGACCAUGGAACACUGACAACAACUGGUUCGUAAAACCGACCGAUUUUCAAGUCAAAGUCAAGCUGCGGAAUGAAUAG